GCAGUUUCCUCCUGACGAUUGACGAAUCCUCAAAACUACAUCGAUUGAGUGAACCAAUCCCUAUUCCAGGCUCUCCGCUCAUUCCGUCACAUCUUCAAGUGCUGGCCUUGAUCUUUGACUGGGUUGGGCCUGUGUGGACAGUGGGCAAGCAGCCAGCCUCCAUCCCUCGAUCGGACUCACGCAUAUCAUCAUCCCUCAUUGAUUGAUUGGCAGUGUUGUUGGUUGACUUGGUGUGGUUCAUCGAGCAUGUUUCACUCGGUUCCUCUGGGAUGGCUGGUGACCAUUUGGGGGGUGUUGGGCUGGGCGUGGCUGGGCCUGGUGAUGUCCCAGGGCAUGAAUAGUCGGGAAUUCAUGAAGCGGGAACACUCCCUGGUCAAACCUUACCAAGGCUCUGGUUUCGGUAUUCCAAAUUGGGAUUUCCAAGGAAGCACCAUGGUCACUGGGACACAUGUUCGUCUAACAGCAGACACUCAAAGCCAGCAAGGCGCCAUCUGGAACAGAAUUCCCAUUCUCAUGCCCAACUGGGAGCUACAGGUCCAUUUCCGGGUCACUGGCACCACCAAGGAUCUUUUCGGCGAUGGUUUUGCCAUUUGGUAUACUCGGGAUCGUAUGGAAAACGGACCCGUAUUUGGUUCUAAAGACAUGUUUUCGGGUUUUGCUAUCAUCGCUGACACUUACAGCAAUCACAAUGGACCCCACAAUCAUAAACAUCCGUACCUUUCUGCCAUGAUCAAUAAUGGCACCAUGAGCUACGAUCAUGACCGUGAUGGGACCCACACCAUGAUUGGAGGCUGCGAGGUCAAAUUCCGAAAUAUGCAACACGACACCUUCCUAGCGGUUCGUUAUGAGAAUGAAGUUCUCACCGUCAGUCAUGAUUUAGAAAAUGACCGGGCAUGGACGCAAUGUCUCCAAGUCAAAGACGUGAAACUACCCACGGGGUAUUACAUCGGAGCUUCAGCCACAACAGGCGAUCUCUCCGACAAUCACGACAUCAUCUCGAUGAAGGUGUAUGAGAUAGAUGCCACGGAGGAGCAGCUCAAGGAAGAUCGUUCCCACAUCAACCCGUCCUCGACGUUUUUCCAGCCUCCGCGCGAUCACGUGGACGAUCCGAAGCCAUCGGCCAUGUCCGGAUUCAAGACCUUUGUCUUGCUUCUUUUGGGGGUGUUGGUCUGUGUGGGCUGUUUGGUGGGUGGAAUCAUGAUUUACCAGAAACAACAAGACAAUUCGAGGAAACGAUUCUAUUGAUAAGAGUAUUGUUUUCUGGCCAUUCUUUAACCAAACAUUCCGAGGCUGGUUGGCCACAAGUUCACAAACCCGCCCAUGGGUUGGGUUCUCCUCCCUCAGAGACGAGGCGCUUCAGUCAGCAGUGCUGUGAAAUCUUUUCCUAGAGCAAUUCUUGUGGAACAUGUCUUAAACUCUUACGUCUUCUCCGUUAAAUUGUUUGCAAAGUGUGGCUUUUUGUGAAAUCGGCGUAAUACUUCGAUUGAGAUUGAUUAUCUAAUGUAAUCAUUUGAACUAUCAAAAAAUAAAAGAAUAAAAUGUU
Molecule: messenger RNA, 1543 nt
Organism: Tigriopus californicus
Lineage: Eukaryota; Metazoa; Arthropoda; Copepoda; Harpacticoida; Harpacticidae
Product: vesicular integral-membrane protein VIP36-like
Exons: 6
Coding region: 247-1245 (332 amino acids)
Biological process (GO): endoplasmic reticulum organization; Golgi organization; endoplasmic reticulum to Golgi vesicle-mediated transport
Cellular component (GO): endoplasmic reticulum-Golgi intermediate compartment; Golgi membrane; endoplasmic reticulum membrane
Molecular function (GO): D-mannose binding
Source: RefSeq, a predicted model, not a curated record